Molecule: messenger RNA, 1011 nt
Organism: Pollicipes pollicipes
Lineage: Eukaryota; Metazoa; Arthropoda; Thecostraca; Pollicipedomorpha; Pollicipedidae
Product: bone morphogenetic protein 2
Exons: 4
Coding region: 80-958 (292 amino acids)
Cellular component (GO): extracellular region
Molecular function (GO): cytokine activity; growth factor activity
Source: RefSeq, a predicted model, not a curated record
GGCCGUGCGGCGACUGGCGCAGGCGCUGGGUUUUCCGGAGGACGAUCAUCCGCACCGGCACCGACCGCCGCCUCCCUACAUGCUCGAGCUCUACAAUAGGGUGGCCGACGACCGCGGCCGGCGGCGCGGGCCCACGCCGUACGGCGCCAGCGUGGUGCGCAGCUGCAGAGAGACGGUCACCUCUGAAGACGUUCUCCGAUUCAAAAUACCCGACUCAUCACCGGACGAGGAACUUCUGGAGGCCGAACUGCACGUGCACUUCCCGCACGUGCCACACGCGGGGUCGUCAGUGCGCCACGUGCACGUGUGGCAGGUGACGGACGACGCCGGGCCAAGGCCCGUGGACAGUCGCCUGGUGCCCUCGUCGGGCGGCUGGCAGACGUUCCACGUGCGGUCGGUGCUGGCCUCCCGGCAGGCGGCAGGGACCAGCCUGGGCCUGCGGCUGACGGACGAGACACCUGGCGGCCAGCGGCGGAAGCUGACCGUGUCCCGACGCGGCCACCACCACAACAAGCAACCGCUGCUGGUGCUCUUCAGCCGCGACAAUGGCACUACCGUCCACCAGGCUGUCAAUGAGGAGCUGGUCCGUCAGGAGGCGAGUUCGGCCGGCCGCUCGCGCCGUUCCGUGCUGGACGUGCCGCCCGGCUGCCAGCGGCGGCAGCUCUACAUCGACUUCAGCAAGAUCGGCUGGUCCCGGUUCGUGCUGGCGCCGGCUGGCUACGACGCCUUCCACUGCCUGGGGCAAUGCAGCUUCCCGCUAACGCAGGAGCAGCGGCCCAGCAACCACGCCACCGUGCAGAGCCUGGCGCAGCAGAUGGGCCUCAGCGACCAGGUGCUGCGGCCCUCCUGCGUGCCCAGCACGCUCAGCAGCCUCUUCGUCAUCUUCAACCGGGACGACAACACGGUGGUGUUGAAGGAGUACACGGACAUGGUGGCGGAAGAGUGCGGCUGCCAGUGACAUUGUGCGCCGUCGGGCGGCGCCGGCGGCUGCGGGGCGCCGUCCGGGACGAG